AUGCCCGAAUCAAUAACAGUGGAAUCUAUUGAUAAGACUUACGUUGGUACUGUAAAAUCGCGAAUAGAAACAGAAAUUUCAUCAAUACAUUAUCCACACACAACCGUUAAAAUCUCAGCUCUAGUUUUACCUAGGCUAACGGGAUAUGUCCCUACCUUUGAGACAUUAGAUCCACAUUGGACACAUCUACAUGGACUUCAUUUUGCUGAUCCGUUCCCUUUUGACAAAGAUGACGUUCAGUUAAUAAUAGGAGCAGACUAUUACGGUUUAUUACUACUGGGGGAAGUGAAAAAAGGUCCAGUAGGUAGUCCAGUAGCACAGUCUACUCUAUUAGGAUGGAUCCUCUCAGGCACAGUGAAUCAAUCAAAUUUGAAUUAUAAUUCAAUUGUCUUAUCGCAACAUUGUACAAAGUUAUCUGAUUUACAAGAAGAGCUUGUUCGAUUUUGGCAAUUGGAAGAAUUCAUAGAUAAGAAAUUCUUGACCGAAGAAGAAAAAAUGUGUGAAAAAUUCUUCCGCGAUACACAUACCCGUAAUUCAGAAGGUCGUUACAUAGUUCGAUUACCUUUUAAAAAAAAUGCCUUAUCUCUAUUAGGUAACUCUUUUAACUCUGCAAUUUCUAUGUUAUUGAAAACAGAACGCAAUCUUAAGAGAAAUCCUGAUUUAGAGCGAGAAUUUUAUAACUUCCUUAAAGAAUAUGAAGAGUUAGAUCACAUGAGACCGAUUGCAGUAGAUCCAUCCUCACUAAAUAAACAUCCUUGUCCUGUAUACAUACCUUAUCAUCCUAUUAUAAAGGAAAACAGCUCUACUACUCGAGUACGAUUAGUUUUUAAUGCGUCAAGUCCAACGUCUUCCGGUGCUUCGUUAAAUGAACAAUUAAUGGUCGGUCCCAAGUUACAUAAUGACAUAACUUCUAUGAUAAUUCGUUGGCGAAGCUUUAAAUUUGCUUUAACUGGCGAUAUUUGUAAAAUGUUCAGACAGAUUCUAGUUGACGAAAGGGAUGUUGAUUAUCAGCGAAUUGUUUGUCGAACUGAACCUGACGGAACUCUACAACAUUGCCAGUUAUUAACGGUAACUUAUGGGACGGCUUGUGCGCCGUAUCUUGCUAAUAGGGUAUUAAAACAGUUAGCUGAAGACGAGGGCAAGAAUUACCCAGAUGCGAGUUUAAUCUUAAAAGAAAACAUUUAUGUAGAUGAUGCCCUUUUUGGUGCAGAUACCAUUGAAGAAACAUUAAAAGUUAAAGAUGACCUAAUAGAAUUAUUAAAAAAGGGAGGUUUUCCAUUGCGUAAAUUUAAUGCUAAUAACCUAGCUUUAUUAAAAUCAAAUCAAAUAUAUGGUGAUUCAGACAAUGUUAGUUUAGUUGACCGUGAUACUUCUGAUAAAGCUAUUCUUGGACUUCAUUGGCACCCCGAGUGUGAUGAAUUUCUUUUAUCGGUAAAAAUUGAAAAGUGCGACAAGUGGUCUAAACGUAAAAUUCUAUCGGUUAUUUCGCGACAGUUCGAUCCACUUGGAUGGAUUGCUCCAAUUAUUAUUGUGACUAAGAUUUUAAUGCAAGACAUUUGGUUAAAGAAAAUUGAUUGGGAUGACGUGUUACCACCCGAUAUAUUAAAUCAAUGGCAGAAUUAUUGCUUGAAUCUUGAAGGUGCGAAAAGGAUAGCAAUUCCCCGAUGGACUGGUCAAAAUAAGAAAAGUAGAUAUGAAAUUCAUGGUUUUGCAGACGCGUCCACCAAAGCAUACGCAGCAGUAGUAUAUUUACGUGUUUUGAAUGACAAUGAGAAGCCUAUAAUCACGAUUAUGUUUUCCAAAACUAAAGUAGCUCCACUAAAACAAAUAACAGUUCCUACUCUUGAGCUCUGUGCCGUUGCGUUGCUGGCGAAGUUGAUAACUAAAAUAAAAACUGAUUUGAGAACACAAAAUUCGAAUAUUUAUGGGUGGACGGAUUCCACCGUUGUUCUUGCUUGGUUGAGCAAACAUCCCUCCUCAUGGCGGACUUUUGUAGCUAAUCGGGUCUCCCAAGUACACACUCUUGUACCUGAAAUUAAAUGGCGUUACGUAAAUACUAAAGACAAUCCCGCAGACUGUGCCUCCCGGGGUUUAACACCAUCUGAAUUAGUUAAUCACGCAAUAUGGUGGCAUGGUCCUAAAUGGCUACAAGAACCUGAUCAUACGUGGCCUACGAUUGUCCCUCUUUCGACUACUCCUGGUGAAACUCGGGAAAAUACGGCCGAAUUAUUAAAUGUAAUUAGUUCGCAAAAUAAUUUCUUGUUAGAACAUUUGAUCACAGAUAAGUCCAGUUGGCCGAAAAUUUUAAGAAUCACCGCUUAUUGUUUUAAGUUUAUUUCUUUGUGCCGAAAAAAGGGUAGAGUCUCUUUAGAAGAAAAUCAAUAUUCCAUUUGUAUUAAUCAAGCAAGGAAAUUUUGGUGUAAAAAACUUCAAGGUCAAUACUUUUCAGAAGAGAUUAAAAUUUUAAGUGAGAAUCAUUCUAAAGAAGUGUCAAUUAGUCGGUCAAGUCCACUUAAAUCAUUAAACCCAUUUUUAGACAGUGAUGGACUUUUAAGAAUUACUGGUCGAUUAAGCAAUUGCGCCUAUCUCUUGGAAUGCCAAACAUCCAAUUAUAUUGCCAAAGGAUCGAAUUAG
Leptopilina boulardi is the source of this 2634-nucleotide messenger RNA. RefSeq lists its product as uncharacterized. The coding region runs from base 1 to 2634 and encodes 877 amino acids. The record is from RefSeq and is a predicted model, not a curated record. NCBI's taxonomy places the organism in Eukaryota, Metazoa, Arthropoda, Insecta, Hymenoptera, Figitidae. The transcript has a single exon.